This is a messenger RNA of Haliotis rubra (blacklip abalone), 1561 nucleotides long. Its product is annotated as mucin-5AC-like. The transcript has 5 exons. Bases 136 to 1398 code for a protein of 420 amino acids. The record is from RefSeq and is a predicted model, not a curated record. NCBI's taxonomy places the organism in Eukaryota, Metazoa, Mollusca, Gastropoda, Lepetellida, Haliotidae.
GGGACCUUUACAUUCAAGGGUGUGAACAAAACGGAACAGAUUUUGACAUUCAGUUGUAAUCUCAGAAAGUAGCUAUUUAGUCUGUGGUGCAUGUGAUUCCUGACACUAACCUACUUCCAGGAGUAGUUGUCUCUGAUGGCUCACACCAGCAGAAUCUUCAGCAGAUACACCUCGGGCAUUCCCAGAGGCACUGGUGCACACUAUGGUCGCUCUAUGGAUCGGAUAGACCUUCUGCCCACCGGAUAUGGUCACGGUGAUGUUCUUAGGAGCUCAGCGCUGACACAAAGUUCAGGACGUACUGACCAGUUCACGGACAUCACAGAAACAUCAUUUGUACGCAGUGGUGAACCCGAAACGCAGCCUCAUCGCCGUCAUGCCCCGUCACCAGGCAGAUGCUUCUUUAUGAGAAGAGUGGUGAUUGCACUAGUGAUGCUGUGCAUGUUCCUCAUCAGUGGACUUACCGUGACUACAGUUCUAAUAUUGCAGUAUAAAGGAGCAACAAUGGCGUCAUCACCGACGAAACCUACAAGCACACCACCACAUGAUGGGAUUAUUUCUAACCUUGUCUUCACUCGAUCCUCGCCGACCACUACACCUACCGCUGCGACGACCACUACAUCUACCGCUUCGCCGACUACUACAUUUACAGCUGCGACGACCACUACAUCUACCGCUGCGACGACCACUACAACUACCGCUUCGCCGACCACUACAUCUACCGCUUCGCCGACCACUACAUCUACUUCUUCGCCGACCACUACAUCUACCGCUUCGCCCAACACUACCUCAACCGCUGCGACGACCACUAUAUCUACCGCUGCACCGACAACUACAUCUACCGUUGCACCGACAACUACAUCUACCGCUGCACCGACGACUACAACUACCUCGUCGCCGACCACUACAUCUAACGCUUCGCCGACCACUACAUCUACCGCUGCGACGACCACCACAACUACCGUUUCGCCCACCACCACCUCAACCGCUUCGCCGACCACUACAUCUACCGCUGCACCGACCACUACAUCUACCGCUGCGCCGGCGACUACAACUACUACUGCUACGACUUCUACUACAUCGACAACAACAGGUUGCACUGUAUCCAGGAAGUGUCAUGUGUGUACGUCCAGAAACGCCCGAUGUCCAGCGAACGGCAACUUUGCUGGAACUGACCCCGGUGAAGUCAUAACCUGUCCAUGUGGCACCGCCUGCUACUCCGAUGUCAGAUACGACGAUGAAAACAUAGUGCAUCGAGGAUGCACCAGAGAUUUUCCCCAGUGGGAAGAAACGUCCUCCAAAGACCCAACAUGUCAAGAAAUCGGUCGACACUUCCUGUGUUUCUGUCAAGGAGAUCGCUGCAAUACGCACGACAUGACGACCUACCUUUCCGGAAAGUGAUCGAGAGACAGUUAUUUAAACGCUCAAUUUAACAAUUAUAAUGUUUUCUAACAAACUGACAGGGGGAACAUAAUUGUGAAGGCCUGUUCUGAGAUAAAAUGUUUGCUGUAAGUACUGAACAAAGAAACUUCUCUUAACCCUACUAUCAUUGAUGGAAUACGUU